Molecule: messenger RNA, 422 nt
Organism: Mandrillus leucophaeus (drill)
Lineage: Eukaryota; Metazoa; Chordata; Mammalia; Primates; Cercopithecidae
Product: metallothionein-1L-like
Exons: 3
Coding region: 97-282 (61 amino acids)
Molecular function (GO): metal ion binding
Source: RefSeq, a predicted model, not a curated record
UCUCCGCCUGCAGAGGGAGCAGCCGGCUACAGGCUCCAAAGCGCAUUCCAGCUGCCUGACGGCCUCUUCGCCUCUCCGCUCUUCUCUUGGCUGGAAAUGGACCCCAACUGCUCCCGCGCCACUGGGGCCUCCUGCUCCUGUGCCAGCUCCUGCAAGUGCAAACAGUGCAAAUGCACCUCGUGCAAGAAGAGCUGCUGCUCCUGCUGCCCUGUGGGCUGUGCCAAGUGUGCCCAGGGCUGCAUCUGCAAAGGGGCAUCGGAGAAGUGCAGCUGCUGUGCCUGACGUGGGGACAGCUCUGCUCCCAGGUGUAAAUAGAGCAACCUGUACAAACCUAGAUUUUUUUUUUUAUACAACCCUGAGCCAUUUGCUACAUUCCUUUUUCUAUUAAAUAUGUAAAUGACAAUAAAACAGUUUUGACUUGA